This is a messenger RNA of Dendrobium catenatum, 1100 nucleotides long. Its product is annotated as chromophore lyase CRL, chloroplastic. The record is from RefSeq and is a predicted model, not a curated record. Gene Ontology annotation, biological process: protein-phycocyanobilin linkage. Bases 171 to 962 code for a protein of 263 amino acids. The transcript has 10 exons. Gene Ontology annotation, molecular function: lyase activity. NCBI's taxonomy places the organism in Eukaryota, Viridiplantae, Streptophyta, Magnoliopsida, Asparagales, Orchidaceae.
UUGCUCCUUAAAUCCUACUUGAAUACCAAGAGAGAGCUUACACGUCUUUAGACUCGCUCGACGAAGGCCGCAAGCUCAGCUGAGAAGAAGGGAUCAAACAUUCAAACUCCUCUCGUUCCAGUUCCGAUCUUUCUCGUUCAGGGCACAGUUCUGAGGUUUCUCGUGGCUGGAUGGGGACUGACUCGGAUACCGGCAGAGGCGGGGGCCGAGCCCGAGGUCUCGUGCUCAAGGCGCUCGUGCUUUUCGGCGGAGUGCUACUCUUGAGGAGGCUGAGAAGGUCCACGACUAGAUGGGACCACGCCCGAGCGGUUGCUCGAGAGAUUUCUGGCGAGAAAUUCUCCCGGGAGCAGGCUUGCAGGGACCCUGACAACUAUUUUAAUCUGAGAAUGCUUACAUGUCCUGCGACAGAGAUGGUAGAUGGCUCAAGAGUUCUAUAUUUUGAGCAAGCAUUUUGGAGAACACCACAGAAGCCUUUCCGACAAAGGUUCUAUAUUGUCAAGCCUUGCCCGAAGGAGGCGAAGUGUGACGUGGAGGUGAGUUCAUAUGCUAUCAGAGAUACCGAGGAGUACAAAAAUUUUUGUGACCGUCCAAAGGACCAGAGGCCACAUGAUGAAGAAAUUAUUGAGGACGUUGCAGAGCAUCUAACAACAAUAAAUCUCUCUCGCUGUGAGCGUGGCAAGCGUUGCUUAUAUGAGGGUUCAACAAGUCCUGGAGGCUUUCCAAACUCCUGGAAUGGGGCAUCCUAUUGUACAUCGGAGCUCAUUAUUCACAAAAAUGGUGAAGUGCAUACAUGGGAUCGAGGCUACGAUGAAGAAGGGAAUCAGGUCUGGGGACCAAAGGGAGGACCUUAUGAGUUCAAACCUGCUCCAAAUUCGUGUUAUGAUGAUAUGAUCUCACUUAAUUUUCCUCCAACCAAGUCAUUAGAGAAGAAAUUUGACGGUUCAUUUGUAAUGAAUGAAUAGAGGCUCUGCUGUACAGUUUCUCAUAUAAAUUUUGUUUUUUCCUUUGUUUUUUUUUUCCUCUCUAGUUAAAUUGCUUGUAUUAUCAGUAGAAUGCAGUGUUUAUGCUUGAUAUUUAGAUGGAUUGUAGUUGAGACUGUA